Messenger RNA from Antechinus flavipes (yellow-footed antechinus), 4664 nucleotides. RefSeq names its product E2F transcription factor 1 (gene E2F1). The transcript is spliced from 7 exons. Gene Ontology annotation, cellular component: Rb-E2F complex. Gene Ontology annotation, biological process: G1/S transition of mitotic cell cycle; regulation of transcription by RNA polymerase II. Bases 1395 to 2708 code for a protein of 437 amino acids. The record is from RefSeq and is a predicted model, not a curated record. Gene Ontology annotation, molecular function: DNA-binding transcription factor activity, RNA polymerase II-specific; RNA polymerase II cis-regulatory region sequence-specific DNA binding; protein dimerization activity. Lineage: Eukaryota; Metazoa; Chordata; Mammalia; Dasyuromorphia; Dasyuridae.
UCCUGCAUUUAUUAGCUGUCUGACUCCGGAUUCUUCAAAAGUAAAAUGAGGGUAAUAAUGGCACCUUCUUCCCAGGGUGGUUGUGAGGAGCACGUGAACGAAAGAAUAAUUGUGAAAACACUUGGCUAGUGAGAGACUCCACCACACAAUGCUUUUUCCCUUUCUCCCGAAUUCUAAAACGAAGCAAUUGUCCCCUUUUGCCCAAGAGAGCAGGUCUGAAUCACUGGGUAGGCUGUGCCGGUUUUCUGCAUUAGGUGGGGGUACGGGCCGUUCACACCCAAGUCCUGACCUCCUGGAAGACUCCCUUCUCUCGCUAAUUGCAGACCACUCCCAGAAUCUUUGCCAAGAAAAGUCCACUAUGGGGUCACUACUGAAAAGCAACAAUGACUUGCCCACCGUCAUACAGAUCUUCCUGAAUCCGGGCCCCGUGAUCUAUCCAUUGCACCAUCUACCUGCCCCAUCUGGCAUACAGGAAGCGAUUAAUAAAUGCUUGCUCGGCUGAAUAGAGUUGAAAUGAAAAGGCUCGGGGUGUGGGGGGGGGGAGGUGAGAAUUUCGGAAGUGUACCUUGUAGGGAUGGGUUUCUCGAGACUGAAGGAGUUGUACAGGAGAUAGAUGUACUUGGGGGGAGGUCUUAUGGGAGAGUGCCAAUACCAGCUGGUUCCCCUGGGGCGGGGUUGGGCAGGGCAAAACCGGGUAGGACCUCAGCUUCCGAGUCCGCUCCUUCUCAGCGGCGCGCCUCCCGGACAAAGCCUGCGCAUUUUCAAGGCGGUGAUUGGCUGUGGGUGACGUGCUGACCGCCCCCCUCAGAUACGCAGGCCGGGGCCGGCGCACCGUAACCAAUGGCAGAGCUCGGCGCCGGCGCUUCCCUGUAUCAAUCUCGGAACUGCCAGCCAAUGGAAGCGCCGCUAUCCGGCUCGUGCCCCUUUCGCGGCAAAAAGGAUUUGGCGCGUAAAAGUGUCCGGGACUUUGCGGGGAUCAGCUGGAGAGACCAAAACAAGCUCCCAGUCCUGGCCCCUGUUCUGUCCUCCAGUCUCCCGCCCCGGCUCCAUCCGUCUGUGCGGAUCCGAUCACUGCUGAACCCGGGAGUCCAGGACCGCGCAUGGGCCAGGGCCCUCUCGGAGCCUCCAGCAGCUCGCGCCCCGGCCCGGGUCCGGGGCCCUGAGCCCUAGCCCGGCAGGCCGGGCCGAGCUGGGGACUAUGGACCUGGCAUCCGGAGCGGGCUCUAGUGCCGAGACCCCCGGCAGGGGAUAGGGCCCCGAGCGGCAACUGCUGAAGCCCGCCCAGCCUCGGGCCGCGCCGCGCCCCGCCCCGGCCCUCCCGGCCCCGCCGGCCAGUCCCUGUUCCUGGGAUGUGAACCAGCGCCCGGGGUAGCGAGCGAGCCAGCGGAGCCGCCAUGGCCCUGGACGGCAGCGGCGGCGGUGGCGGCACGUGCGUGGCGGAGCUGGAGGCCCUGCUGGGGGCUGGGGGGCUGCAGCUGCUGGAGCAGCAGAUCGUCAUCAUCUCCACCCAGGACGAAGGCCCGCUCAGCGCUGCCGCCGUCCCGGUCACAACAGAGGGGCCCCGAGAGGCCGAGUUGCUGCUGUUCGCAACGCCCCAGGCGCCCCGGCCGGGAGCCAGUGGACCCAGGCCUGCCCUGGGCCGGCCUCCGGUGAAAAGGAAACUGGACUUGGAAACAGACCAUCAGUACAUAGCUGAAGGCAGCCAGCCAACCCGGGCCAGGCCCAGACCCCCUGGCAAAGGUGUGAAGUCCCCAGGGGAGAAGUCUCGCUACGAGACCUCACUGAACCUGACUACCAAACGCUUCCUGGAGUUACUGAACCAGUCUACGGAUGGCGUGGUGGACCUGAACUGGGCAGCCGAGGUGCUGAAGGUGCAGAAGAGGCGCAUCUAUGACAUCACCAAUGUGCUCGAGGGCAUCCAGCUCAUCACCAAGAAGUCCAAGAACCACAUCCAGUGGCUUGGGAAUCAUUCUGUAGCCGUCAAUACCAGCAAGCAGCAGAUGCUAGCUAAGGACUUGCAUCAUCUCCAGGAGGCUGAGAGGCAGCUGGAUGACUUGAUCCAGAUGUGCACUGUUCAGCUCAAACUGCUCACUGAAGAUGCCGACAAUCAGCACUUAGCCUAUGUGACCUGCCAAGACCUACGAAGUAUAGCAGACCCUGCAGAGCAGAUGGUGAUGGUGAUUAAGGCCCCACCUGAGACACAGCUACAAGCAGCAGACCCUGCAGAGGCAUUCCAGAUCUCCCUGAAAAGCAGCCGAGGUCCCAUCGAUGUGUUCCUGUGCCCCGAGGAAAGCUCGGAUGUGUGCAGUCCAGUGAAGAGUCCCUUUAAAGCAACUCCUGAGGAUUCUGGCCUCAGUCUGGAGCCCACUCUUCCCCCCCAGCCACCGCCACCACCUCCAAGCCCCCUCACAGCCUCCACGCAGGAUGGCAACUUGCCCCUGCUCACCAGCGAGCAAGAACACCUCCUGUCCAGGGCAAGCCCAGCAUCCCUCAGAGCCUCGACAGAAGAUGGACGCUUGUCUCCACUAGUGUCUGUGGACAGCCUCUUGGACCAAGUGAAGGAGGAUUUCUCCAGCCUCCUGCCAGAUGAGUUCAUCAGCCUCUCCCCUCCUCAGGGCCAGGACUAUCACUUUGGCCUGGAGGAAGGAGAGGGCAUUAGGGAACUCUUUGACUGUGACUUUGGGGAUUUCACCCCCCUGGAUUUCUGACACAAAGCAACAGGAAGCUCCCCAGACCCACAGAUAGGUCACGGAGCUCAGAGAGUAGAAGGGGGACAUCACAAUGACCAGGAGGAUGACUUAAGUCAAAUGAAAAGGGUCAGAUUCCUGGAGAGGCUUGGCUGCUGUCUGGGUGUCCUUGUACAUGGAGGAAAGCAUGUGGGCAGCCUUCCCUGGCCAUCACCAGCUUUCCCUUCCUACAUGCUUGGAAAUACUCAAAGCUGCUGUAGCCCCAGGCCUAUUUCCCUUUCUCCUAUCUUAUCCUUUCUAAGACUUCCCAGGAGGGGAUCUCUGCCCUGACAGGGAGUCUAUCCUAUUGAUCUGAUUUUGUCGCAAAAGCCACCUAAUUUAUUUCCCCCUUUUUUGGUCUUCUCUUCCCACCCUCUUGGGAUUUAGAGCACCCAGUGAGUACCCCAGGAGGGAAGGAGCUGGUGAUAGAUGGGGGUGCUUUUGUGUGAUGGGAGUGUUAAGUGCACUUUUGCUCAUCUUCUCUAUAUGGAGGGCUUGGAGACUGCCGGCCAGGCAGGACCUGAGUCCUAGACCCAUCUCAGAGGGGGUGAGGGCUUGAUGGCUUCCUCCCAGGAGGCUUUCCCCCAACCAACCAACCAGCCAGUGCUGGAUGAAAGAUUGCAGCACCUCUUUGGAGGUACAGGCUGCAUGGAGAGAGCACUUUUGUCGUCUUAAAAGGUUAUUUUUCGCAAAGCUUUACUGAAAUGCAGUGUGUGCAAACUUAUUUAUUUAUUGAAGUUGGCCACAGCCGGCCCCCACUUCCCAGGUGGAAUGGGAGCUGGGGAACCAGCAUCCCUGGGGGGCAGAGGUCCGUGUGGCCCAUGCGUGUCAAUUCAGGCUCAAAGGAAGAGGUAGAGGAACAGGAGCUCCUCAGCCUCUGGGGCCCAGGGAAGAAAGUCGGUCACGAAGGAAGAGGGGAAGAGUCCAAGAGGGAUCACCCCUGAGUAGAAGAAUUUCGACGUCUUGACUUUAUUUAUUUAUUGGGAAUGGCAAGAGGAAGAAAGUCAUAGGCCAGGAGCAAAGAGAGACUCUAGGAGAAGUAGGAUAGCUCAGUGAAAGGAGGACGAAGGAGAGAAUUGGCUGCACCAAGAGACUGGUCAGCUUUUGAAGGCUAGAGCCAGAGCUGCAGCUGGGACCUGGGCUUUUCGGGCUUGGGUACGAUGGGAAAAUCGCUGCGCCAGGAUCAGAGGCAGGGUUGUCAAAGCUCGGUGGAGGAAGCGAUGACAGGAGGAGAAGCACGUUUGCAGAGUUGGAGAAGUGACUCCUGGGGGGAGGGGUGGAAGGAUCUUCUCCCUUGCCCUAUCCUUACCAUAGGAGGUGGAGAACAGUUAGCACAGGCCGAAAGCAGCCUGAGGUCCUCACUUUGCUUCUGGCCUGAAGCCUGACCAGGCAUUUUUGGUAGCUAGUGGGCUGGAGAGAGAGAGGGAGGUAGAUAGUCUCUGCCCUGACCUCUGCUGUCGCUGCCCCAGGCUGGUGUGUGCCAGCCUCUGAGGACGUGGCCCCGUCGCCGAGGCCUAACAAGCUCUCCCUCUCCUUUCUUUACUUUCCCAGAUUCUGUUUCACCAUUUGGAUGGUGGGAGAGGAAAGAGCCUUGUCUGGGUUGGCCGGGGCCUCUCCGAGGUGGGGUCUCCUAGGCAGGGCGAGAUGAUGCAGGAGAAAGGCUCAGACUAAAAGACUAGGAGAACGUUUCAGAGGCAAAUCCCUGAUUCCCUACCUCUUCCCAGUCCUCCAAUUUCCAGUGUUUUCUCAGCUCUGUUCAACUGGAGGAGGCUUUGGUUUAGGGUCUGUGGGGACAGGGGCAGCACAAUUGGUGCUGGCUUUUUGUCUUUGGGGGGGUGGGCCAGCUGCUUAUAGGACCCAGUCCUCUCCCCAGCCACAGAUUUGCCUUUCAGAUGAGUAUCUUAUUGUGCUUUGUUUUCAAUAAAUAUUUUGAUGAUG